AGCCCGCCCGGCACCACCAUGCUCGCCCUGGAGGCUGCACAGCUUGAUGGGCCACACUUCAGCUGUCUGUACCCAGAUGGCGUCUUCUAUGACCUGGACAGCUGCAAGCAUUCCAGCUACCCUGACUCAGAGGGGGCUCCCGACUCCCUGUGGGACUGGACUGUGGCCCCACCUGUCCCAGCUGCCCCCUAUGAAGCCUUCGACCCUGCAGCAGCCUCUUUUAGCCACCCCCAGGCUGCCCCGCUCUGCUAUGGACCCUCCACCUACAGCCCUGCAGGGAGCCUUGAACUGGCCCCCAGCCUGGAGGCCCCAGGGCCUGGCCUCCACGCAUACCCCAUGGAGGACUUUGCCAGCCAGACCCUGGGUCCCCCGGCAUAUGCCCCGUACCCCAGCCCCGUGCUGUCAGAGGAGGAAGACUUACCGUUGGACAGCCCAGCCCUGGAGGUCUCGGACAGCGAGUCGGAUGAGGCCCUCAUGGCUGGCCCUGAGGGGAAGGGAUCCGAGGCAGGCACCCGCAAGAAGCUGCGCCUGUACCAGUUCCUGCUGGGGCUGCUGACGCGCGGGGACAUGCGUGAGUGCGUGUGGUGGGUGGAGCCGGGCGCCGGCGUCUUCCAGUUCUCCUCCAAGCACAAGGAGCUCCUGGCGCGCCGCUGGGGCCAGCAGAAGGGGAACCGCAAGCGCAUGACCUACCAGAAGCUGGCGCGCGCCCUCCGCAACUACGCCAAGACCGGUGAGAUCCGCAAGGUCAAGCGCAAGCUCACCUACCAGUUCGACAGCGCGCUGCUGCCCGCAGCCCGCCGGGCCUGAGCGCACCGAGGCUCCCACCUGCCGAGCUGCUGGGGUACCUCACACUCCAGCCAGGAACCCCUCGGUAGAAAAAGGGCGUCCCCACAGCCUAGGUGAUAGGACUUACGCAUCCCCACGUGUUGGGGUGGGGAGAGAGCUGCCCUGCCACAGUCCCCAAGCCCAGCCCGGGCCGUCGGGGAUUCCUCACUUGUGCCUGGGGUCCCUCUGGGAUUUCUUUAUCAUGUACGGACUCCCCGGAUCCUCAUGUUUUGGGUGACAGGACCUAUGGACCACUGAACUCCAGCCUGGGAGACAGAGCAAGACUCUGCCUAAAAAAAAAAGAAAAAAAGAAAAAAAGAAAAGGAAAAUAAAAAAAGAAACCUAGGAGCCCAGGAGUCAGGUGCCCUGGCCUCUCCGGGGACCCUGUUCCUCUUUGGGCUGAGAGGCUGGGAGACCAGGAGCUGGAGAGAUGGCCACUAUACUAGGCGAGGCAGGGUGGCAGUUAUUCCAGAAUCCCAAGAGCUUCUCUGGGAUUUUCUUGUGAUAUCUGAGAACCUGGCGAGGAGACCUGGGACCUUUUUAAGAUCCCUGUGUGUGUGUAAACCCUCAGUCUCAUCCGGGCUGGGGGCCCUGCAGGCAGCCCUGAGCCCUGUCCAGGGGUCCCUCUUGUCGGAUUUGAGAUCUCCUAGUUAUGUCUGGGGCCCUCUGAGAGCCAUUAUUGUCUCAGAUCUCUUUGCCCAUCUAUGGCUGUGUUGUGACAUCUGUCUCCUCAUCUUUGAGAUCCCCUAAUUCUCUGGAACCAUUCUGCUGUCCCCUUUUUAUGUGUCUGGAGUUCCCCAAUCACAACUAGGGCUCCUC
This is a messenger RNA of Cebus imitator (Panamanian white-faced capuchin), 1644 nucleotides long. It is a transcript of the gene SPIB, whose product is annotated as Spi-B transcription factor. Gene Ontology annotation, molecular function: sequence-specific DNA binding; DNA-binding transcription factor activity, RNA polymerase II-specific. Gene Ontology annotation, biological process: cell differentiation; regulation of transcription by RNA polymerase II. Lineage: Eukaryota; Metazoa; Chordata; Mammalia; Primates; Cebidae. Gene Ontology annotation, cellular component: nucleus. The record is from RefSeq and is a predicted model, not a curated record. Bases 19 to 807 code for a protein of 262 amino acids. The transcript has 6 exons.